Acanthosepion pharaonis is the source of this 1215-nucleotide messenger RNA. The record is from the annotation of a GenBank genome assembly. Lineage: Eukaryota; Metazoa; Mollusca; Cephalopoda; Sepiida; Sepiidae.
AUGUUUUCUUCUUUUUUCGCUGUUUUCACUUUCUCCAAAUUUUUCUUUUUUCAUUUCCUUCUUUCUUUUUUCUUUCUUUCUCUGAUUUCUUUUAAAUUUUUUUCCAAAUAUUCUUUCUUAAAGAAUUGCUUUCAUUCGUUAUUUUUCAUUCCUGCAUGUAUCGUGUUUUUCUUCAUUUUUUCUUUUUUCAUUCUUUUCAUAUUUUUGUUCUUACGUUUUUCUUCUAAUUAUUUUUCUUUUUCAUUCUAUCAUAUUUCUUUCUUUCUUUCCCUUGUUCUUUCUUCGUGUUUUAUCAUUGUCUUUUCUUCUCUUUUUCAUUUUUCUUUUUUUUUUUCUUUUCUUCUCUUUGUCAAACUUUUUCUUUUUAAACACUUCUUUUUUCUUUUGUUCUUCUCCUUAUUUUAUUCUUAUUCGCCAUUUCCAUUUCUUUCUUUUAUUUUCUUUUUCAUUCUAUCAUAUUUUUCUUUCUCCUUCGUUUUUUGUUUUCAUUCUUUUUUCUUUCUUUUUAUUUUUUCCUUCCUUUUCAUUCAUUUUCGUUUCUUUUCUUUUUUUUUGUUCUUUUUUAUUUUAUUCUUCAUUACCUUCCUUUCUUUUUUUUCGGUGUGCCCUUCUCUUUUUUUCCUUCCUUUUUUUUUCUUUCUUUCUUUCUUUUUCUUCAAUAUUUCUUUUUUCUUUUUUCUUUUCUUUCUUUCUUUUUAUUUUUCUUUCUUUUUUUCUAUUUUCAUUCUUAAAUUAUUCCUUCUUUUUACUUUUUUCCUUUCCUUUCAUUCAUUCGUUAUUCAUUUUCUUUUAUCUCUUUCUUCCUUUUUCUUUUUCUUUCUUUUCUUUAUCUUCGUUUAUUUUAUUUUUUUUCUUUUUUUCUUUUUCAUUCUUAAAUUCCUCCUUUAUUUCCUUUUCGUAAAUUAUUCAUUUCUUUCUUUCUUAAAUUUUUUUCGUUUCUUUUCUUUUUCUUUUUCUUUUUUUUCCUUUUUUUCUUUCUUAUUAUUAUUCUUUCUUUUUCUUUCUUCUUUUUCUUUAUUAUUUUAUUUCUUUCUUUUUUUUUUUCUUUCUUUUUUCGGCCUUUUUUUCUUAUUCGUCUUUUCCUUCGCUUCUUACAACCCCUUCGCUUUUUCCAACCCCUUUUUCAGUUCUCGUCUGCAGUCGGCAUCUUCCAUUUCCAAACCAUCUAUUUAUCUUAUUCAUUUACUCCUCCUCCAUUACAUUGCUAAACACUGA